AGCGGGUGCCGCGCGAUGAUCGGGCAGGUCGCGGGCGGAGGGCGGACGGAGAAGCCCCUUCUGAAGGCCGGGAAUGCGUACCACAAGUUCAGGGUCAAGCGCAACUGCUGGCCCAAGGUGCGCGGCGUGGCCAUGAACCCUGUGGACCAUCCCCACGGAGGAGGUAACCACCAGCACAUUGGCCAUCCUGGCACCGUUUCCCGCCGCGCGCCGCCCGGCCAGAAGGUCGGUCUCAUUGCCGCCAAGAGGACUGGACGGCUCAGGGGACAGGCUGCUGCCGCUGCUGCCAAGCCCGACAAGUCUACCUAA
This is a messenger RNA of Ananas comosus (pineapple), 309 nucleotides long. Its product is annotated as 60S ribosomal protein L8-like. Lineage: Eukaryota; Viridiplantae; Streptophyta; Magnoliopsida; Poales; Bromeliaceae. The transcript has a single exon. The coding region runs from base 16 to 309 and encodes 97 amino acids. Gene Ontology annotation, molecular function: RNA binding; structural constituent of ribosome. Gene Ontology annotation, cellular component: cytosolic large ribosomal subunit; ribosome. The record is from RefSeq and is a predicted model, not a curated record. Gene Ontology annotation, biological process: cytoplasmic translation.